This is a messenger RNA of Syngnathus typhle (broad-nosed pipefish), 3751 nucleotides long. RefSeq names its product cadherin 26, tandem duplicate 1 (gene cdh26.1). Gene Ontology annotation, molecular function: calcium ion binding; cadherin binding. Gene Ontology annotation, cellular component: catenin complex; adherens junction; plasma membrane. The record is from RefSeq and is a predicted model, not a curated record. Bases 152 to 2620 code for a protein of 822 amino acids. Lineage: Eukaryota; Metazoa; Chordata; Actinopteri; Syngnathiformes; Syngnathidae. The transcript has 19 exons. Gene Ontology annotation, biological process: calcium-dependent cell-cell adhesion; cell morphogenesis; adherens junction organization.
ACGUAGCAAGAUCCCACAAUAAAUACUGCGCCUGUGCGCAAACACUCCUUUGUCGAGUGAAGCAACUGCCUGCCUGCAGGCGCAGUGUGUUCUUGUGUAUCAACGCUGAUUACAAGACCAUCACAGAGGACAGCAAGUAGGGAGGAUCAGGAUGAAGACCUUUUCCGUGCUUUUGCUGACUUUCGUCACAUCUGCAGCAGCCUCUCAGAGAGGAAACAACAUCCAGCUCGGCAAGCGGAACAUUUUGGUACGUUCCAAAAGGUGGGUUUUGACGACAAUUGAAUUGGUUGAGGAAGACCCAGGGCCUUACCCCAAAGAAGUAUCUCAGGUAUUCAACGACAAGACAUCCCAACACAAUAACCACAAAUAUGUUAUAAGAGGAAUGGGCGUGGAUGAGGAGCCACUGGGCGUCUUCACGCUUGAUGAGAAAAGCGGAAUCAUCUACGCCCACAAACCCAUCGACAGAGAGGAGCAUAGUUUCUUCCAUAUCAAGUUCGACAUUUUGGACAAACAAACGGGUAGAGCAAUAGACCGAGAAUUAGCAUUUGACGUUGCCAUAAAAGACAUCAAUGACAACGCACCCAAAUUUAUUCUUCCGCAAAUGAGCGCUGAUGUCAGGGAGGACACAGCGGAGGGCUACUUGCCAAUUAGAAUCGAGGUCAUUGACCCUGAUCAAGAGAACACCCCAAACUCUACAGUCACCCUGAGUGUGAUAUCACAAUCCCCGCAAGUUCCUAAAAUUGACUUACACCAGAUUGAUCCCCAAAUGGCUCAACUUACAUUUAAAGGGUGUUUUGACUACGAUAAAUUCAAGAAAUAUGAAAUAGUGCUUCAAGCGAAUGAUCACGGAAAACCCUCUUUGUCCUCCACCGCUGUUGUCACUCUCAAUAUUAUUGACGCCAACAAUCAUCCACCAAUAUUCAAAGCAAGGAAGUAUCAAGGUGAAAUCCCUGAAAUGGUCGAACGGGGCAAUGUUUUAAGACUUGCAGUAGAGGACAAAGACACCCCAAAAACUCCUGGCUGGAGGGCCAAAUACUUCAUCAUCAAAGGAAACGAGGAAAACAAUUAUAAAAUUGAAACUGACCCUGACACUAAUGAGGGGAUUCUGAGUGUUAUCAAGGGUAAAGAUUUUGAGAAAUCAACCAUUACAAAUCUGCAGAUUGGGGUAGAGAACGAGGAGCCACUAUUUGUAUGUCAAGACGCAGCGUCCAAGAACAAAGGCGGCGUUGAUUCAGUUAACGUUACGAUGAAAGUGAUCGAUGUCAACGACCCACCUCAGUUUGACAAAGAUUCAGUUGAUAUAUACGAGAAGGAAGAGGAGGAGCCGGGAAAGUUGCUAUACACUCCAAAAGUUCAUGAUGCUGAUUCGGAUGUAUCCAAAAUUAGGUAUGUCUUGUUAGACGACCCUGCUGAUUGGGUGACCAUUGAUAAAACAUCAGGAAAAAUCACAACCACUAAGAAGAUGGACAGAGAGUCACCGUUUGUUCACAAUGACAUUUACAAAAUAUUGAUUGCAGCAAUAGAUGAUGGUGAGCCUCCAGCCACAGGCACAAGCAGCAUCUUGGUUCGCCUUGUAGAUAUCAACGACAACAAGCCAAAGUUGCGCAAUAAUAGUGUGACAAUGUGUGGAAACAAGGCCAUGCUUGCUCCAAAGGAUCUGGACUUGGAUCCUUACAGUGGGCCCUUCACCAUCUCACUAAAAAGUAAUGAUGCAAGACAAUUACAGCGAUGGAAAGUGGAGCCUAGCUCGGGUGAGGAAGUCGGGCUACUUAGCCUGAAGACACUCGCUUAUGGCAAUUACUCGGUGCCCCUCGUGAUUGAAGACCAACAGGGCAUAACUGGAGAGGAGACUGUUGUUGUAACCGUGUGCGACUGUGAAGGAGGAAAUGUGUGUCGUCAUAAAAAGCCGGUCUCGGCAAGUCUGGGACCGGCUGGCAUUGGACUCAUCAUUGCAGCACUGCUUUUGUUUUUGUCAGUAAUCUUCUUCAUCUUGAAGUGUGAAUGUGGAAAACAGUUCAAGCAUUUAGACGAGAUACAUCAAGAUGAAGGUCACCAGACCUUAAUCAAGUACAACCAAGAAGCAGGAGGCGCAGAAUGCAAGACUGCGCCAUCUUUGCUGCUGACACCUUCAAAGGACUUUGUGAUAAAUGGACUAAAACAGGAAACGAUGCAGAUGGCUAGGAUGACUCCGGUAAUGAUUGAAGACAACUUAGGGAUGAUGAACUCUGACAUGGCAUCUAUGGGCCAACAAUAUCACAGAGAGUCUUUCCGAGGCAACAACGGGUGCAACAUAUACGCUACACAGUCCGCAAACAAGAACAUGUACCAGAGAGGCUCAUUGCCAUAUCAACGGGCAAGCAGCUGGCUGACCCAUCCUAACAUUUCAGAUUACCUCAACAAGAGACUGCGUAUAAUUGACGGAAACCCUGUCGACCACCCAGAAUAUCAACCGCAUGCCUACGUCUAUGAGGGAGAAGAUAGCAGGUGUCGAUCACUGGAUGAGCUGUCUUUCAGCAUCCGUGGAGAGGACUUUGAGUUUUUGAAUGAUUUGGGACCAAGGUUUAAGCCAUUGGGGAGCAUAUGCAACCAAAUUAUGCAGGAAAAAAGCAUGGAAAUUUAAAAAGGGCUACAUUGGACAAUUAUGUAUUUGUUUGAAGUAAUUACUGGCACCUUAGCAUGUGAAGCCUUGUUGCUGCCUGGGGUGAGCACACGUGGUUGAAAAACCGGUCACCGGUUUGGGUUGGGAGGGGGGAUAGCUCGGAAGCUUGUUGCUGGUUGGCCUCGAUAUACAUUACAUCAGGCAUCUGUUACGUUGUAUGGAAAUAUUUGUUAUUGGGAUGGGGUGGGUGACCCUUACCCUGAACCCCCCCCCCCCCCCCUGUCUCACACCAUUGUUGCUAAUUAUGUUGGUAGCAAAAUAAGAAUUAUUCUUUCCAAAAAUGUAACUUUGUUCUGGAAAGAAUUUCUGCAUGAGAAAAGAAGACUAAAUACACUUUUUGUAUACUUUCCAACUUGAUUUGCAUGAGAAUAGGUUGAAUUGCUUGUCUUUUUAUUUUAUUUAGGGUGCUCAUUUUGUAUUAUUUCUAUAUCGUGGGAGUUUGAGUUCUCUCCGUGCCGGUUCUCAGGACAGCGGUAUUUUCAAGCAUACAUUUGUUUAUAAAAGCACAUUUAACUAAAUUGGUGUUUAUUUUGACCAACCCAGGGGUGUAUGUACCCAAGGUGUGACUCCAGCACUCCCUCAACCCCAGUGAGGAAAAACGGCUCAGAGAAUCGAUGGAAUUUGACGUCCUAUAGAAAUAAUCAGAGCAGAUUCGGGAUGGUGGUGAUUCUGAUUAUCAGAUGGUCUUUCAUAUUGACACUGUCUUUGUUCAGUAUACAAACGCACUCGCCACACCUAGCAGUUAUGUUUUGAGUUCGCUGUUAAUCAGCAUCUCACUCCAAUACUAACAAAAUUCAUUCAUUGCACCUGACUCAUAUCAUGAAUGUUUAUUUUAGAAAUAACUAACUGCUGUCUGUGGUGAAGGUGUAAUAGGUACAUGUCAGAAUGACGUCUGAGUCAUGCCAAGCGUUUUCUUUUCACACUGUUUGAAUAAUACUGCUGAUGACAUGAAGGAAACUUUAAUCUUGGAUUAAAAAUUAACAACUCUCCAGUAUACUGACGCACCUUUAAAUUGACAGUAAAGUUUUUUUUUCAUUGUGACAAAGCACUUGAGAUUCUUUGGAAAUUCAAUAAAAAUGACUUAAGUAAUCA